This is a messenger RNA of Lonchura striata (white-rumped munia), 3217 nucleotides long. RefSeq names its product amphiphysin. The record is from RefSeq and is a predicted model, not a curated record. Gene Ontology annotation, cellular component: cytoplasm; plasma membrane; synaptic vesicle. NCBI's taxonomy places the organism in Eukaryota, Metazoa, Chordata, Aves, Passeriformes, Estrildidae. Gene Ontology annotation, biological process: synaptic vesicle endocytosis. Gene Ontology annotation, molecular function: phospholipid binding; protein binding.
CUCCUCUUCCUCCUCCUCCUCUCCAUCCCUCCAUUCCUACAUCGCCGCUGCCGCUCGUAGCUGCCGGGCUCUGCCUCGGCCGCCUUCUCUCCCCACCCUCCCAAUCCCCGCCACCAGCCAUGGCCGACAUGAAGACCGGCAUCUUCGCCAAAAACGUCCAGAAACGCCUCAACCGCGCCCAGGAGAAGGUUCUUCAAAAACUAGGAAAAGCAGAUGAAACGAAAGAUGAACAGUUUGAAGAAUAUGUUCAAAAUUUCAAACGGCAAGAGGCAGAGGGUUCCAGACUCCAGAGAGAACUGAGAGGAUAUUUAGCAGCCAUUAAAGGAAUGCAAGAUGCCUCAAAGAAACUUACAGAGUCUCUCCAUGAAGUGUAUGAGCCAGACUGGUAUGGACGUGAAGAUGUGAAAAUGAUUGGAGAGAAAUGUGAUGAACUUUGGGAAGACUUCCAUCAAAAACUGGUGGAUGGGUCAUUGUUAACACUGGAUACAUAUCUAGGACAAUUUCCUGAUAUCAAAACUCGCAUUGCAAAACGAAGCAGAAAGCUUGUGGACUACGACAGUGCAAGGCAUCAUCUAGAAGCCCUGCAGAGCUCAAAAAGAAAAGAUGAGGGCAGAAUCACCAAGGCAGAAGAAGAAUUUCAAAAGGCACAGAAAGUGUUCGAAGAGUUUAACACUGACUUGCAAGAAGAGUUGCCAUCUCUGUGGUCACGACGAAUUGGCUUCUAUGUGAACACCUUCAAAAAUGUAUCCAGCCUUGAAGCCAAGUUUCACAAGGAAAUAGCUUUAUUAUGUCACAAACUAUAUGAAGUGAUGACAAAGCUGGGGGAUCAGCAUGCAGACAAGGCCUUCACCAUUCAAGGGGCACCAAGUGAUUCAGGUCCACUCCGCUUUGCAAAAACACCAUCACCACCAGAGGAGGCCUCUCCCCUACCUAGCCCUACUGCUAGUCCCAAUCAUAUGCUGGCACCAGCGUCUCCGGCACCAGCCCGACCCAAGUCACCUACACAGCUGAGGAAAGGUCCGCCAGUCCCACCACUGCCUAAACUCACGCCCACAAAGGAGUUGCAACAGGAGAACAUCAUUAACUUAUUUGAUGACAACUUUGUCCCAGAAAUCAAUGUGACAACCCCAUCACAGAAUGAAGUACCUGAAGCUAAGAAAGAGGAAUCAUUACUGGAUUUGGACUUCGACCCUUUCAAGCCAGAAGCUGUAUCAACAGGAGUUAGUCAUUCACCCAUGUCUCAGACAUUGCCAUGGGAUCUAUGGACGACAAGCAGCGAAUUGGUGCAGCCGGCAUCCACCACAGCAUUUAAUGGAUUUGCACAGGAUAUCCCUGCAUUUACAGUGCAAUCAAAUGAGAAUGUGGAAGAGCCUUUGACUGAGGCUGAAGAAACUCCACCUGGGGAACCUAAGGUUGAGGAAACCCCUGCUGCUGCUGCUGCUGUUGUGGAAAAGGAGGCCGUCCCUGCUGAGCCAGCAGAGCAGGCUGUGGAGAAUGUCGAGGCAGGAGAUAAGGAGACAACUGGAGUUGCUGAGAAGGAAAGCGAGCUGGUACCUGUUGGUGAGAGGAUUGCAGCAUCAGAAGAUAGUGCAGCUGUGGCAGCAGGAGCUGCCACCGCUGAGCAGGAGGAUAUUGCUGAAGGAGACAAACCUCAGGGAGAAGAAAAAGAGGCUGAUAUGUCUCAGGAAAAGAUCAGCAGCAUCCCUUCAGUAGUAAUAGAUCCAGCAUCAAACAACGAGGGGGAGGGAGAACAUGAAGUCACCAUGAAUGAGUCCAGAGAUGCCACAGCAGAGAUGGGCGCUCAGGUCACUGACACUUCUCUCAGUGAAAUUUCCCAGUCUGGAAAUGAUCAGAAACCUGCUGAAGAAAUCCAGGCUGUACUUUCUCAGGAUCAGCCUGCUCCAGCAGAAGAUGCAGCUUCAGCAAUGCCACCUGGUUUUCUCUAUAAGGUUGAAGUUCUGCAUGAUUUUGAGGCAGCUAACAGUGAUGAGCUUAAUUUAAAACGAGGAGAUAUUGUACUAGUAAUUCCUUCUGAGACCACAGCUGAUCAGGAGGCUGGCUGGUUGACUGGCAUUAAGGAAUCCGAGUGGCUUCAGUACAAAGAUGCAAAUAGUUAUAAAGGACUUUUCCCAGAGAACUUCACACGCCAUCUGGAGUAGUUCUCCCAGGCAGACAAAUGUAGUAUGAAACUCAGUCAGUAGGUUUUUAACCUCUUUGAAACACAGGAGCCCACCUUUUUGUUGUUUAAGCUGUUAAUGGUUUACAGACUGGUGCCAGACAAAGCUAGUUGAAACAUAUCAAAUGAGCAUGAAUGCAAACAGUUAAGCUGUAAUUUCUGAAGCAGUACAUGGGAAAAAAAAUCAGUUAAAAAUGAAAUGUCCUUAUUUGUUCACGAGUAUGUGGCGACAGGUUUGUUUGUGCUUCGUCAGAGCUAUGGUGAUCCUGUAUUUGGUCCUUUCCCAUGAAAUCUGAAAUUAGCUUCCUCAAUACCAAAACCUUAACUUCUCUGCACUAAGUGUAUUGUAUUCCGUUGCACUGCAGAAAAUUUAAUUAAUUAUCCUGUAGCUAUAAGGUCAAACUAUUACAAGUUCCAUGUGUUAAAAAGGUAGUUAACUACUGCAACAUUUUUCAGUGUUAUUUUUGGACAUGCAUAAUACAUAUACACAAGAACUUAUGUGUAUAUAUAAGUGCAUAUGGCUAUAUGCAUUUUCACAACUUCAUUGUAGCUCUUUGGCCGUGUAGUAUCAUCCAGUACAUGCAUUGCUUUUUCAUUGUCUGGCAUUACAGGUAAUAGUUUUGUUCAAAGUAAAACUAACUACUCUAUUGCCAAAACAUGAUACAAUAUCUGUGUUUGUAAUGUGAACUUUUCAUUCUUAGAUGAUGAAUAACAUCAUGUUCAAAGCCGCUAACCUUUGAGAAGGCAUGGCUCAAUCUCCUCUUCCAGCUGCAGUAGUUACAAUGAGAUAACCUGGAGGGGGGAGUUGUUAUGAUGCUAAUCUAUACUUUUUUAUUUAAUUGACUGAAUACAUUUUCAAAAAGAAACAGAACUAAUCUCUGAGAAUAAAAUAAACACAAUAUAUUUUCACUAUAUGUAUUUAUGCAGCAUACCUUCACAGAACCUUUUAAAGUAAGAUAUAUAUAUCCUGUAUCAAAAAGUCAUCUGUAACUUAUGUUUUCCAGUGUUGUGUCAUUAAAAAUAAACCUUUGGUCCAAAGAA